AUGUCCUCGUUGCGCCAAACGUGGGCGUUGCCCAUUGCAUUUCUGGUCGUUACGAAUGCCGCCUGGACGUGGUAUAGGCUGCUCGCUGAACAUGUUCCAGAACCAUAUCUGGACGAGGUGUUCCAUAUCCCGCAAGCCCAGAGAUAUUGUAAAGGCGAUUACACAUGGGACCCCAAAAUCACGACACCGCCGGGCCUGUACCUCGCGUCCAAGCUUAUUUCCAUUUUCGUUGGAUGCAAUAUUCCUUCUCUCAGAGGUCUUAAUGUCACGGCCAUCUCUGUUGUCUGUGUCGUUGCAUACCACAUUCGGCGGAAUCUACGUCUGCAACGGGAACAGUCAAAUCGACACCAGGAUGACGAGCAGAGUGACCCAUACGACGCUCAUUCUGCCCUGAACAUUGGCCUGUUCCCGCCGCUGUUCUUUUUCUCUGCGCUGUACUACACGGACGUCUUAUCUACCCUGACGGUUCUUGCGCAUUACGGCGCAUUUGUGCAGAGAAGCGGAGCUCAGAGCCGCUGGGGGCCGUCGAAGCAAUUGGCCUUCAUCGUCCUUGGAAUCAUAGCCCUGUUAUUCCGCCAGACAAACAUCUUUUGGGUUGCUAUUUUUCCUGCCGGUUUGGCUGCCGUUGAAGCGUUGAAAAGGGACGGUGGAAUGGAAACCUCAACUCCGAGUCGCCGGCCCAUUGAGGUCUUGAAGCAGUGUUGGACGGAGGGCAAGGUCUAUGACUCAAGUGCUCGAGAUGCUGGACCUCAAGACUACAUUCUCACUGUGCUUUCGGUGAUUCUAGCGGCCAUGCAGAGACCACGAUCAUUGAUCAACGCUAUUCUACCGUACCUUGCACUUGUGGUUGUAUUCGUGGCCUUCGUGCUAUGGAACGGAGGCGUGGUGCUUGGCGACAAAUCAAACCACAUCGCAACGGUCCAUACACCUCAAAUGCUCUACUUUUGGCCAUACGUUUUCUUCUUCUCAUUUCCUCUUCUCCUACCCGUACUCCUUGGACCGGUCGUCCGCCUUCUCCCUGAUUCGAGCCUGAAGUCCUGGUAUCAGGAGAAUCUAAUCAGGGAGGCGGACGCCGCCACCCCUGGGCUCUCCUCAGCCUUCCUCUUCCUCGCAUUUGGAACAGCAGCGGUUCACUUCAACACGAUUGUGCAUCCGUUCAUCCGAGCAGACAACCGGCACUACGUCUUCUACGUAUUCCGCAUUCUACUCCGUCACUGGGCGUUCAAAUACGCCGCAGUUCCCAUCUACUAUGCUUGCGCCUGGACCGUCACACAGAGACUCGCAAUGGUUCCAACGGCGACCGUGGAAACGCGGAAACAAAGCACUGAUGUGCGAUCGACGCCCAAGACGCCGAUUCACCCAUCUUGCACAGCAAGUUUCGUACUGGUGUGGCUCGCGGCAACGUCCUUGUCCGUGGUGUCAGCGCCCCUCGUUGAGCCUCGAUACUUCAUCGUCCCGUGGACCAUCUGGCGAUUGCAUGUACCGCGUGUCACACCUGCAGGCCGGAAGUCGAGAGCCCCAUUGGAUGUCACACUGAUACUCGAGACGGUGUGGUAUCUUGCCGUGAAUGCUAUCACUGGCUAUCUGUUCCUGUACAGAGGGUUUUCGUGGCCGAGUGAGCCGGGAAAGGUCCAGCGAUUCAUGUACUGA
Westerdykella ornata is the source of this 1650-nucleotide messenger RNA. RefSeq names its product alpha-1,2 glucosyltransferas-like protein alg10. The transcript is spliced from 5 exons. Gene Ontology annotation, cellular component: endoplasmic reticulum. The record is from RefSeq and is a predicted model, not a curated record. The coding region runs from base 1 to 1650 and encodes 549 amino acids. Gene Ontology annotation, biological process: dolichol-linked oligosaccharide biosynthetic process; protein N-linked glycosylation. Gene Ontology annotation, molecular function: dolichyl pyrophosphate Glc2Man9GlcNAc2 alpha-1,2-glucosyltransferase activity. Lineage: Eukaryota; Fungi; Ascomycota; Dothideomycetes; Pleosporales; Sporormiaceae.